AGUAAUUAGAAUGGCAGAAGCACUUGAUUAUCCUGAUUCUGACUUCUCUGAUGAUGACCAGUCACCUCUAGACAUAUCUUUCAACAAGGCAGCUGACCAUGUCCGCAAGUUAACCUCGAAGCUUGGUAACAACCAGCUAUUAGAGCUCUAUGGUCUGUACAAGCAAGGUACAGAAGGUGUUUGUAACACGCCCAAGCCGGGUUGGUUGGAUGGACGGGGCCGCAGGAAAUGGGAGGCCUGGAGGGCUCUGGGAGACAUGCCAUCUACCGAGGCCAAAGAAAAGUACAUUGCAUUAGUCCAGAAAUUUGAUCCGGAAUGUUCAGACUUAAUUGACACAAAGACUAAAGAAGCUUGGGUUACUGUAUCAUCACUUCGAUAUUCUCCCGAGCCGGAAUUAAAAGAAAAUGAGCUGUCUCUGCUUGAAGCAGCCCGUGAGAAUUGUGCGGAGCGUAUCACAAAGUUAUUAUCACAAAACCCGGAGCUGAAGCACGAAAGAAGUGAAGAUGGCAUGACAGCGUUACAUUGGGCUGCUGACCGAGACGCCACAAAAGCUUUAGAGGCUGCUCUGAACGGGGGUUGCUUCAUAGAUGCUGUAGAUGAAGGCGGACAGACUGCCUUACAUUAUGCUGCGUUCUGCGGGCAUCUCAAGUCGACGAUCCUGCUGGUGGAGGCGGGAGCUACCUUAGUGAAGGAUAGCGAUGACUGUACUCCGUUGGACUUGGCGACUGACGAUGAAGUGAAGAAGGUUCUGCAAGGUGCUAAGUCUUAAUGGCAUUUAUAUUUAGUGUUGCCAGUUUUAGUUUAUACAAUGGGUAGUUUAAAUAAACAUAUUAUAAUUGUGAAUUGU
This is a messenger RNA of Leguminivora glycinivorella, 847 nucleotides long. RefSeq names its product acyl-CoA-binding domain-containing protein 6-like. The record is from RefSeq and is a predicted model, not a curated record. The coding region runs from base 11 to 769 and encodes 252 amino acids. Gene Ontology annotation, molecular function: fatty-acyl-CoA binding; protein binding. The transcript has a single exon. Lineage: Eukaryota; Metazoa; Arthropoda; Insecta; Lepidoptera; Tortricidae.